AUGGAGCUUUACAUUGGACUGCCAAUCGAUCGAACGAAUGAGAUAUUAUAUUUCAAUUUGAGGGAUGAAUUUAAACAAGUGCCAGGACCUCCUGAAGAAAUCUUUAAUGGUAAAUUCUUCACUUUGGCUGCGUUGAGAGGGAAUCUUUGUGCCUGUAGUUAUGGUUUGGGCUUGGAUUCACUUUUGGUGAUGGAAAUGAAGCAAUAUGGAGUGAAGGAAUCCUGGACUCGAGUAUGUAGCAUCAAUAUUAAUCAGGGAAAUAACUGGAUGACGCCAUUGGCAUUCACCAAGAAAGCUGAACUUGUAACACCAGUCAACCGUAAGGAAUUAGCGAUCUACAGUGUGGAAGAUAAUUCAUCUAAGACUAUUAUGAGAUUCGGAGAGGUUAUGGGUCCGAAAAGCAUGGGAAUAUAUGCAGAUAGUUCAAUCGCUCUUGAUUGUGACUGUUUGCUCAAUACAAAAGGAAGAAAUAGUUGA
Dovyalis caffra is the source of this 477-nucleotide messenger RNA. NCBI's taxonomy places the organism in Eukaryota, Viridiplantae, Streptophyta, Magnoliopsida, Malpighiales, Salicaceae. The record is from the annotation of a GenBank genome assembly.